AUGGGCGCGAAUUCUUCCUUCCAGGAUCUGGCGGUGCGCUUCCGGGCGUACCACACCAACUCCCUCAACGUCGCGCUGCACAUGGUGACUACCCCCGUCGGUAUCAUCGCCGCGCUUGUCCUCAUGGUCAACCACCCCGCGGUGACCCCGCAGCACUUCCAGAUCGCGGUCGGCGCGUACGUGGCCUCCCUCCUCGUGACGCUCGGCGACAUCAAGCUCUGGGUCGCCACCUCCGCGAUGAUGGCCGGCCUCGCCGCGCUCGCCGUUCACAUCGCCCCAGCGCUGGCCACCUACGACGCGCUCAAGCUCAUGGGCUUCGCGUACAUCGGCCAGGAGCUCGCGCACAUCGUCACCGGCGAGAAGACCUUCCAAUCCACGUACCAGGCCGCCUCCCCAACCUUCCUCGCGCUCCUCCUCGAGCACACCUACUUCCUACUCCCCCUGUGCAUCGACGCCCUCGUGAACAUGAAGGCCUCCUUCGCCGAGUGGAUCGUCGCGCACAACUACGUCGUCAGGUGCAAGCUCGAGAACUCGGCCGACAAGGCGGCGCGCAAGACCAUCUACGACUUCGUCACCGCCGAGGAUCCCGACCGCACGUGCACCGCGCACUGGUGGUACCAGAAGCUCGAGGGCAAGGUGAAGGACGCCUUCUCCCACUGCAUGUCAUGCGACGCCAUGAUGGGCAUGUUCUACGAUCGGUUCAGGCCCGACCUUUACAACGUUGAUCCCAUCCCGUCGAUGAACGAGAUCUACGUCGCAUCCUCGCACCACAACAACAACUCGGACACCGUGUUCUACACCCAGCACUGCGACGGACCGUGGAGCGUGUGGCCCUGGUGCCACGUGUACCGCGUCAUGCUCGCCGUAAACGAGAACGUCCAGGUCGAGACCCUGUUCACCAUGGAGCGCGGAGGCGGCUGCCUCAGCGACGGAGACGCCGUGGGAUUUGACUACAACCGCGAGAUCCACGUCAUCGCCGACCUCCCUACCAAGAACAAGGACAGGAGGAUCACCUGCAAGCUCCACUACGUCGUCUACCCCAAGUGUUUCGGUCCCUUCGGCCGGCUCGUGGGUACCCUCGCCACCUGGUACAACACCACCGCCAGGAACCUCUUCCUCGCCACCAUCCGCCCCCGCGGCCUCUUCUGGCGGUUCAUGGCGUUCCACGUCAUCUUCUGGACCAAGAGGGUGAGGGAGCUCGAGAUGUACGCGGGUCUCAACAACGUCGCCGUCGCGGCCGCGCUUUUCGCCGUCGGGCAGAAGAUUCACCCCUACUUCUUCAUGGUGGCCACCUCCUUCACGCACUACUGCAUGUACAUCGCCACGUACCACUACAGGUACAAGAUCAACUUUGGUGUGUUCAAGCGCAACGUGGUCUUUUUCAAGACAAUCGCGCUCACGCACUUGUGCUGGAACUACCUCACCAACUUCACGUACGAUCCCGUGUCCAUCGCGAUGCUCGUGGUUGGCUACGGCCUUUCCACCGCCGCCACCGUGGCGCUCGGCAUUGACCAGACCUACUUUGGCGUGGAGCUUGGCGUGAUGAAGCCCAACUUCGUGUCCCAGUUCCCCUACGGGUAUGUGCCACACCCCAUGAUCAUCGGGUCUAUCGUCGGCCUGCUGGGUUUCCACAAGAUGGCGACCUUCCGCGCGGCGCUUCCGUACCUCGUGCCAGUUCACAUCUGCAUGUACAUGAUCCAUAUGAUCCAGGAGCAGGUGUUUGACAUCUACAAGAAGGACUGGCACGCCGGUGCCAAGAAGGCGGGUGUGGCACCGGUGAAAGGCAGGGGCAAGAGGGUCAAGGCCCACUAA
Messenger RNA from Micromonas commoda, 1812 nucleotides. RefSeq lists its product with no specific name. Bases 1 to 1812 code for a protein of 603 amino acids. NCBI's taxonomy places the organism in Eukaryota, Viridiplantae, Chlorophyta, Mamiellophyceae, Mamiellales, Mamiellaceae. Gene Ontology annotation, molecular function: S-adenosylmethionine-dependent methyltransferase activity. Gene Ontology annotation, biological process: phosphatidylcholine biosynthetic process. The transcript has a single exon. The record is from RefSeq and is a predicted model, not a curated record.